Molecule: messenger RNA, 171 nt
Organism: Colletotrichum orchidophilum
Lineage: Eukaryota; Fungi; Ascomycota; Sordariomycetes; Glomerellales; Glomerellaceae
Exons: 1
Source: RefSeq, a predicted model, not a curated record
GGGGAGGAGGAGCAGGAGAAGCAAGACGAGGUGGGAGAGGAGUCUGGUCUGGUCUGGUCUGGCGCGGGAUUGGACCUGGGAGUGGGAGUAAUAGCAGCGGCAGCGGCAGUACUAAGGUAUGGUAGCAGCGCGCUGGGCGUCGGGCAGGCGUGGGCGUGGGAGUGGGAGUGA